ACAAGGUAUAAAUGAUUACUUUUCCAUAGCCACCAGUUUUGUUGCGAUAGGUUAUGUUGCAGAUCGGCUACGCCGCCACAAGCACAGUGGCGCUUGUCAUCUUAUCUUCCACCUUCUCUCUCCCUUUCCCUCUCGCCUUCCCCUUGCCUGUCUACCAUAUAAAGCGCAAGCUGCGCACGAAUAAACGUUGAUUACCAGCCGCUAUCGUCACGUUCUUGUGGCGUCGUAACAGUGGCGACGACGAUGCGAUAGUAUAUCUUCCGCUGCUCUGUCGGCAGACAUGGUCAGCUAUGCAGUUCCGCCGCAGUUCGACGAGGCCGUUGACAAAUGGCCCGCUUACCAAAUCCGUCUGGAGGCGUUCUUCGAAGGCAACGGGGUGACAGACGGGAAGAAGAAACGCGCCUUACUCGUUGCAGCGCUGAGUACCAACACCGUGGACGUCAUCAGCGGACGCUGUGCUCCAGCAAAGGUAAAUGAGCUUCCGUACAGCGAAGUGGUCAGCCUUCUGCAGCAACAUUUCUCGCCAAAACUGAACGAAACGGCCCAGUCGUAUAAGUUCUUCUCCCGCAACCAGCUGCCGGGGGAACCGGUAAGAGACUUCGUUGUGGCCAUCCGACAAAUAGCAGACACGUGCAACUUCGGGGACACAUUGGACCGGAUGCUGAAGGAUCGGAUAGUCUGCGGCCUCCAAAAUUCAACGGUGCGUCGGCAACUUUUGGCUAAGCCGUUCUUGACGAGAACCGAAGCCGAGGAAGUCGCCGUAGCAGCAGAAAUGGCGGAAGAAAAUGUAAAGGAAAUGCAACGCGCCACGACAGAGGAUGGGGGCGUGCACGCCGUGGGAAGCAGGACGGCAAGGCAGAAAUGGCGGGAGACUGAGUCGCCGUGUUCCAGGUGUGGCAAAGGGGGACACCAGCCAGACGCGUGCCGUUUUCGGUCAGCGCAAUGCUACAACUGCCGCCAACGAGGUCAUAUCGCCAAGGCUUGUUUCCGUCGCGCCGACAGACCAGUCACCGCGUCAACAAGGCCAACCCCACAGCACGUCAAUGCACUGGCCCCGCGGGAUGAACAAGAGUGGGAUACCAGAACAGAGGGCCUGUUCAUGUUGGGGGCGUCAAUGGAACACGUCGGGCACAUCGAGACCACUCAGCCUAUUGCGGGUACCUUCGACUGGGGGGGCGUGCCUGUCAACAUGCAACUCGAUACGGGGUCUCCGGUGUCGGUCAUCACGUGGCCUACCUACAUGCGGCACAAAGCUGCGUGGCCGAGCCUCCAGGAUUCUCCUCUGAAGUUGACUUGUUUCCUCGGAAAACUACCAGUGCGCGGGCAGCUGAAGCUCAAGGUGGCCUUGGGAGACCAAGCCAGGGAAGGAACACUGACUGUCCUGGGCUGCUCCGGCCCCAACCUGUGUGGACGCGACCUCAUACACGCAUUCGACCUGCUGGAGAUGCCGGUACUCAGCGUAGCAACAGAAGGCCGUACCGGCGAUGGCCGCGGGGCGGAUCCAACGGUGGGCUCUGCUGCUGGGGGCCUACAACUACGUCAUCCAGCACAAGGACGGCAAAGCCAAUAUUCCGGCCGACGCACUCAGCCGGCUUCCAGCGUCUGGAUCAGCACCCCCUGAAUCGGCGGAAGACGAGGAUGGCUGUGAGUAUGUUCUCCUCACUGAAAGCCUCAACGAUGGCGCCUUGUCGGCUAAGCAGUUGGCCGUUUUGACGGCGGAAGAUGAUGGUUUCGCAAAGGUGCGGAAGUGGGUACAGGAAGGCUGGCCCUCUCGUCUAGCACUAGAGGACAGCCAUUUAAAACCCUACUUUGACAGGAGAGACGAGAUGACUGUUAGCCAUGGGCUUUUGUAUUGGGGCCAUCGCGUGGUUGUGCCGCAGGUUGCCAGACCAGCAAUGCUACGACUACUGCAUGAUACGCAUCAGGGAAUGGGCUCCAUGAAGACGCUAGCUCGCUCAAUGCUGUGGUACCCGUGCAUUGACCAAGAUAUUGAGCGACUCGUAAAGACGUGCCAUAUUUGUGUGCAGGCCGCACCGAUGCCACCUAGACAAACACCUGUUCCGUGGCCGGAGACGGGGCGACGCUGGUCCAGAUUGCACAUCGAUUUUGCGGGACCAGUGGAUGGUUUUAUGUUGUUAGUUGUGGUAGAUUCACACACGAAGUGGAUUGAGGCGGUGCCCAUAAAAAGUGCCAAUGGGGUUUCUACGGUUGAGGCGUUGCGAACGGUAUUUAGCACCUUCGGGUUGCCAGAAACCAUUGUAUCUGACAAUGGCCCACAGUUUACAUGUGAAGAGUUUGGAAAGUUUCUGCGGCUCAAUAACAUCGUUCACCUUCGUACGGCACCUUACCACCCCCAGUCUAAUGGGCUGGCGGAGCGCGCCGUCCGUACAGUGAAACAGGGACUUAAAAAAAACAAGCAAGGGUCGCUGCAGACUCGUCUAGCAAGGGUGCUGCAUCAGUACCGUCGGACACCUUCCGCAGGUGGCAAGACCCCGGCCAUGCUGCUAAUGGGAUACGAGCUGCGCUCAAGGCUAGAUAAUGCGGUCGUACCCCCACCAUCACGAGUCAACGAUCGGAACGACACUUAU
Ixodes scapularis (black-legged tick) is the source of this 2588-nucleotide messenger RNA. RefSeq lists its product as uncharacterized. The transcript is spliced from 3 exons. Gene Ontology annotation, molecular function: zinc ion binding; nucleic acid binding; aspartic-type endopeptidase activity. The record is from RefSeq and is a predicted model, not a curated record. Gene Ontology annotation, biological process: proteolysis. The coding region runs from base 281 to 1621 and encodes 446 amino acids. NCBI's taxonomy places the organism in Eukaryota, Metazoa, Arthropoda, Arachnida, Ixodida, Ixodidae.